Messenger RNA from Lytechinus variegatus (green sea urchin), 2235 nucleotides. Its product is annotated as tubulin epsilon chain-like. The coding region runs from base 121 to 1575 and encodes 484 amino acids. Gene Ontology annotation, cellular component: cytoplasm; microtubule. NCBI's taxonomy places the organism in Eukaryota, Metazoa, Echinodermata, Echinoidea, Temnopleuroida, Toxopneustidae. The transcript has 13 exons. Gene Ontology annotation, biological process: microtubule cytoskeleton organization; mitotic cell cycle. The record is from RefSeq and is a predicted model, not a curated record. Gene Ontology annotation, molecular function: structural constituent of cytoskeleton; GTP binding.
AUGAAAUCUGUCUGCCAAAUAUGAAAUGAAUGACCCACUGCGCUGUUCUGCCUUCUGGCAUGGUGAAAAAUAUUGGUUAAAUCUAGCAUUUCUAGACAGAGACAUCGCCCAGUUACAAUUAUGACUCAGUCUAUAGUUAUUCAAGUUGGACAAUGUGGAAAUCAGAUUGGAUGUCGUUUCUGGGAUCUUGCCCUCAGGGAACAUGCUACCUACAACAAGAAGGGCAUCUUUGAUGAAUCCCUCAGCAGUUUCUUCCGGAAUGUGGAUGCCAGAUACAGCAACCCUCUUGAUCUUGGAAUCGGCGAUGGGAAACAAAAGAUCACAAGCCUCAAAGCAAGGGCAGUCUUGAUCGACAUGGAGGAGGGUGUGGUCAAUGAGCUUUUGAAGGGCUCCCUCAGGGACGUCUUUGAUCACAGGCAGCUGCUCACAGAUGUCUCCGGCUGUGGCAAUAAUUGGGCUGUGGGUCACAAGUUGUAUGGCAGUCAGUACCAGGAGCAGCUAGAGGAGUGUAUCCGAACAGCAGCAGAAUGCUGUGACUGCCUUCAGUGUUUCUUCAUCAUGCAUUCUAUGGGAGGAGGUACUGGGUCUGGGGUUGGCACAGCAGUCCUCAGCCAACUCCAAGAUCUUUAUCCAGAUGUUUACAGGUUUGUUACUGCUGUGUACCCAAGCAGCGAUGAUGAUGUCAUCACUUCCCCGUACAACAGUGUACUGGCCAUGAGACAGCUCACGGAUUGCGCAGACUGUGUUAUGCCUAUAGAGAAUCAGGCUCUCUAUGACAUCUGCCAGAAGGUGUAUCAGGCCCAACCACAGGAACAAGGGGGUAAGCGCACCUACCCAGCUGGGUCAGGUCAGGUCAAAGGUCAAGGCAGCGUGGUGUCGGGGGCAGGCGGUGCAACUAAGGCUGGCCAAGAGAAGCCGUUCGAUCACAUGAACAAUAUUGUUGCCAACUUACUUCUGAAUCUCACCAGUUCUUCCAGAUUUGAGGGUUCUCUGAAUGUGGAUCUUAAUGAGAUCAGUACAAACUUGGUUCCCUUUCCACGCCUGCACUACCUGGUCACAAGCCAGACACCUCUCUAUACGUCAAAUAGCCUCAGGAUACCUGCAAGAAGAUUAGACCAGAUGUUCACUGAUGCAUUUAGCCGUGAGAAUCAACUGCUGAAAGCUGAUCCAAAGAACAGUAUGUACUUGGCAUGUGCCCUUAUGUGUCGUGGAAAUGUACAGGUUUCCGACAUACGCCGUAAUAUUGACAGGUUACGACCAUCGCUGAAUUUCAUUCACUGGAACACGGAUGGUUGGAAGACUGGUCUGUGUUCUGUGCCUCCCGUGGGUCACCCCUAUUCCCUUCUCACCAUGGCCAACAACACUUGUCUCAAGACAAACUUCUCCGAUCUACGAGAUAGAUUCAAUAGACUCUACAAAAGGAAGGCACAUAUACAUCACUACACGAGUGUAGAAGGUAUGGACACAGGGGAAUUCAAGGAGAGUCUGGAGUCUCUAUCAUCCCUCAUAGAGGAGUACCAGAAGCUUGAGACGGCAAAGGCCCAGCCAGUUCCUCGCCUCAACAUAGCUACUUGAGGGAAUCAAGUGCUAGGUUCCUUCAAGAAGAGUGCUACUGGCUGGAAGUGGCAACCCAGGUACUUCACCUCAAUCUAGCAACUGGAUGGACUUUGAGUGCCAGAUCUGCCUAGAGGAGUAUUCCUAGCUUGGAGUAUCAGGUUCUUCACUUGGACUUCAAGAUUAAGAGCGUUGAGUGGCUGUUUGCAUCGCUCAAAUGCUUGGUUCUUCAAGUACCUUAGAGGUCGCUGUGCAGUUUUAUCGCUUCAGCAGGGGAUCCUGGUAAGCUUCAAGCAAAGUGGCGUCAAGUUCCUGUUGAAAUUCAUCGAGCUUGAUGGCUGAAGUUUCUUUUCACAUUGUAUCUUGUCUGACUGAAUGACUGAUCUGCAAAGUUUCCAGUCUGAUUCUGACUAGAAGGAGGGUGCUGAUAUGGAGAUACAUUUGUUUGUCUUCAUCAACAGAGAAGAAUAAAGUAAGGUUUGAAGUGUCAUGAAAACAUGUAGGUCAUCACUUAAGAGGCUUCAGAUUUGCAUGGUGCAUCAUAGAGCUGUUUGUAAAGAUACACACAACCCUGUGACUGAUGGCCUGUUCUUGGGUGCCCAAUCAGACUCAAUCGUUUUUAUUUCAAUCAGCAGAAGCGUACAUCAAACCUUUGUGGAAUGAAAUUCUUGUUCACACGCA